AUGAUUCCAACUAUUAAUAGAAAUUAUGAAAAAGUUGCAUUGGUAACUGGAUGUUCAUCAGGCAUUGGACAUGCUUUGGUCGAGUCGCUGUCAAAGUAUCCUAAUAUCAAAGUUUAUGCUUCCGCAAGAAAUGUUUCAUCCAUUAGUAAAUUGAAAUCAGAAAAUGUUGAUAUUGUUCAGUUAGAUGUUUGUGAUAAUAAUUCUAUAAAGGAAGCAAUCGAUACAAUUUUACAAAAAGAAGAGAAAAUUGAUAUCCUUAUAAAUAAUGCUGGUAUCAAUAUUUAUGGACCGGUUAUUGAUCUCACUGAUGAAGACAAUCGAAGAAUGAUGGAUACCAAUUUCUUUGGUGUAGUUAACGUUGUAAGAGAGGUAGCCAAACAUAUGAUUCCAAGGAAAUCGGGUUUGAUUGCCAAUAUCGGUAGCCCAGGCGGUUGGAUUUCAAAUCCUUACGUCGGAAUGUAUUGUGCAAGCAAGGCUGCCAUUCACUUUUGGACCGAUGCUCUUCGAAUGGAGUUGGCGCCAUUCGACAUCAAGGUAUCGCUUGUGGUACCAGGUGCAAUCCAAUCGGAUAUUGCAAUGAAAGCACAACCCUCGUUACAAGAACUGCUGAAGAGAACACUCUAUCAACCAAUCAAAGACUAUAUCAUCAUGAGAGCAGGUACCUCUCAGCAACACGAUAUGACGGCACUCCAAUUCUCAGACUAUGCCAUCGCUCAACUCCUAAAACCAAGUGUUCCAAUCACUUUUUCCUACGGUCCACUAACCACACUCUUUAAAAUCUAUUCAAUACUACCUAAAUUCAUAACAGACUAUAUGUUUUCAAAGAGAUUAGGAUUAUUAAAACUUAGAGAAUUACUAAGUAGUGGAAAUACUAAUGCUCAUUUAUUUAAAAAAGAACAAUAA
This is a messenger RNA of Heterostelium album PN500, 903 nucleotides long. RefSeq names its product SDR family oxidoreductase. Gene Ontology annotation, biological process: phosphatidic acid biosynthetic process; triglyceride catabolic process. Bases 1 to 903 code for a protein of 300 amino acids. NCBI's taxonomy places the organism in Eukaryota, Evosea, Eumycetozoa, Acytosteliales, Acytosteliaceae. The record is from RefSeq and is a predicted model, not a curated record. Gene Ontology annotation, molecular function: acylglycerone-phosphate reductase (NADP+) activity; triacylglycerol lipase activity. Gene Ontology annotation, cellular component: lipid droplet; endoplasmic reticulum. The transcript has 2 exons.